AUGCCGAAUCAGGUGGCGAAAGUGAAGAGGGAGACAAUUACAGCAUGCAUGACUUGUCCGCUUUGCCAUAAGCUCUUCAGAGACGCCACCACCAUCUCUGAAUGCCUUCAUACGUUUUGCAGGAAGUGCAUAUAUAAUAAGAUUUCGGACGAGGAACUAGAAUUCUGUCCAAUAUGCAAUAUCGAUCUGGGUUGUGUACCACUGGAGAAAUUAAGGCCAGACCACAGUUUGCAAGAUGUAAGGGCUAAGAUUUUCCCUUUUAAGAGAAGAAAGGUAAGGGCACCUGAAGUUAUGCCUUCAGCUACAUUACCUGCUAGAAGAAAGGAGAGAUCUCUCUCGUCAUUGGUGGUCAGCACUCCCAGAGUGUCAACCCAGGCUACCAUGAUGACUGGAAGGAGAACUAAAGCUGUUGCGAGAAAGGCUUCUGCUUUACAGGGAUCUAGUUUUUUGGUUGAAAGGCCUAUAAAGAAAGAGGAAGAUUCCGCUGCGGAAGAUCAUCCAGAGCGUUUCAGCUCACCCGAGGCCUCAAAUAAGUCUGGUCAAAAUAACAGGCAGAGUUCUUUCUCUGCCGAGCCUAGCAAAUCUGUACCCAUUAAAGAAACUGAGAAUGGUGGUGAAGCAAGGGAAGGGAAAUUGGAUCUUUGGAAACCAUUAAAUUUUUUGGUGGAAGUUGCAAAUAGGACCAAGUCUCACAAAUCCAAUUCACAAGGGUCUGAUAAUAAAGUAGAACCGGUGCAUGUUAUCGCCAGUGAAUCUCAGGUUCGAAAACCCAAAAAUAAGGAAAAUAAACAGAAAUCAAAAGUCGAGGAUGACAAAAAUAGCACUUAUCCUAUCUCUCCAGAAACAGUAAAGCCUAAGAAGCUGCGUAGGGUUCGCCGAAAGAGAGAAGCAUUUGGAGAAUCAAGCAUUUCACCCCAAGCUGUUCUGGAUGCAGCCAUUGGCAAACAUGAAAGAAGAGUUGGUCCAAUUUGGUUCUCACUUGUAGCUUCUGAAGACCAGGAAGAUGAACCCUUGCCGCAAAUUCCUACAAAUUACUUAAGAAUAAAAGAUGGAAAUGUGCCUGUUUCGUUCAUCCAGAAGUACCUAAUGAGGAAGUUAGAUCUCACCAAUGAAGCUGAGGUUGAGAUCAAAUGCAUGGGACAACCAGUGGUUCCCACAUUGCAGAUGUAUAACUUAGUCGACUUGUGGCUACAAACAUCAUCACCUUCACAACGAAUUACUGCAUCCAUUGGUUCCUCUGCAAAAGAUUUUGUGAUGGUGCUCGCUUACUCUCGAAAGGUCUCAAACUCCUAA
Prunus armeniaca (apricot) is the source of this 1293-nucleotide messenger RNA. The record is from the annotation of a GenBank genome assembly. NCBI's taxonomy places the organism in Eukaryota, Viridiplantae, Streptophyta, Magnoliopsida, Rosales, Rosaceae.